AUGAAGACAGGGAAUAUCAAAAAGGUGUCCUCAAUGGACUACACCCUGACCAUGUACUUCCAGCAGUCCUGGAGGGAUAAAAGGCUCUCUUAUUCUGGAAUACCUUUAAACCUAACUCUGGACAACAGAGUGGCUGACCAGCUCUGGGUGCCGGACACAUAUUUCCAAAAUGACAAGAAGUCAUUUGUCCAUGGGGUGACAGUGAAAAACCGAAUGAUUCGACUCCAUCCAGAUGGGACAGUCCUUUACGGCCUACGGAUCACAACAACAGCUGCUUGCAUGAUGGAUCUACGCAGAUAUCCUCUGGACGAACAAAAUUGCACACUAGAAAUUGAAAGUU
Fulmarus glacialis (Northern fulmar) is the source of this 340-nucleotide messenger RNA. RefSeq names its product gamma-aminobutyric acid receptor subunit beta-1-like. NCBI's taxonomy places the organism in Eukaryota, Metazoa, Chordata, Aves, Procellariiformes, Procellariidae. The transcript is spliced from 3 exons. The record is from RefSeq and is a predicted model, not a curated record. Gene Ontology annotation, cellular component: neuron projection; membrane; synapse. Gene Ontology annotation, molecular function: extracellular ligand-gated monoatomic ion channel activity; neurotransmitter receptor activity; GABA-A receptor activity. The annotation marks the transcript as partial. Gene Ontology annotation, biological process: signal transduction; regulation of membrane potential; chemical synaptic transmission.